This is a messenger RNA of Spirodela intermedia, 7608 nucleotides long. The record is from the annotation of a GenBank genome assembly. NCBI's taxonomy places the organism in Eukaryota, Viridiplantae, Streptophyta, Magnoliopsida, Alismatales, Araceae.
AUGGCGAAGGCCGGGCAGAGCCACCAUCUGGGUGCAGACUUGAUUCAGGUGGUAGAGCAGCUGGAACGCCACUGCCUUGCUCCUGAUGGGUCUUACGUCUCUAAAUCUGCCUACUCCGAUCUUCAGCUCGUAAGUAAUAUUCCCCUCUUGGUUAAUCCGCCGAUCCCUUCUUCUCCUCUAAAAUCACUGUUUUAAGGACAUGGUUUUUUUUUUUACAUAUAUUUUCUAGGCCAGAGAAGAGAUGUCGAGAGAGAGGACGCGGUACUUGGAAUCCUUGGUAGGUUUCGGUCGUGAAUAUUUUGUUGAGGCCUUUCCUAAAUAACAGUACAAUGUCAUGGAAGAUAAUUGGUUUUGAGGGUAUAUUCUAUAAAGCAUAGCCUUUUUCAGUUAUUAAACUUGAUUUAUGACUUCGUUGGUCGUUUAACUAGGCUCAGAUCAUUCAUCCCCGCGCUCUUCCCUUUCCUCACUCUCAUUUUUUCUCUUUAUUUUGAUGUUUUAACUUUGUUCAGACUCUAUACAUUGAGGCAAUAGCGAUGGUGGAAGAAUACCAGCAAUCAUUGGCAAGUGCAAACGUCGGAGGAACCAGAGAGGCUCAGGGUCACCACCCACGUCUUCUUGGGAUGAUGUGCACCCCCCAGGUCCGACAUCUGAUUUAAAACUCAUUACGUGAAAUGUUAUCGCUAGCUAUUCAUUUUACCACUGCAUUGAUUUUAUAAUUUUGGGACUGUAGCUCGUGUCAUCUUCAAGGAACCCAUCUCUCUGAUGUACAACUUUGUGGUUAAAAUUCAUCAUCUAGUAGUUAUUUGUUAUACCUCUGCAUUGAUCCGCAAUUUUCGGAGAGAGGCCUGUGUGUUCUCAUGGGAUCUGGCCUUCCUUGUUGUAUUGGAAGGUUGUAUGUAUAGUUUGAUAUCACAGCAUAAUUAAAAAACUUGUAGAAAAUUAAUGAGUAAUUGAAGAAGCCACAUCUUUUCUGUUGAACUAGAAAAUAAAGCAAUUCUCCAAUGUGGCACGGUUGACUAUGUUCUCCACCUCAGGUAGUAGUCAUGUCUUUUCGAACUUGUGCAUGCUUGAAAUUAUUAUGCGUGGGCAGCGGGUGUUCUGUAAUCUUCAAGUCUACAUUUCUUCCAAGGGUUAUACUUGCCGUUGAAGAAGAAAGGUGUAAGUAAAAAUUGUAACUGUAUUUAAAUUAUUCAUGAGCUAUGCACACGCGGUACUUUUUUUCUAUUACAAUGAGCAUAGUUUCAAAUGGGUUUGCUGCUAAUGCAAGCAUUUCUGAACCAUGAUAAAUGUUGGUAACUCUAUGGUAUCGGGUUUCUGUCUGCCACAGUUUCAAAAGGUCUAUUACAUGAUUUGAUAAUAUAGUUUGCUCUCUUGAACUGAUUGAUUCUACCCAUUGGAGUUGGAUUCACUGUUGUGUGUUCUUGUUGCCUUUGGAUUUAGGUAUCCGUGAAAGUCAUGCUUGCAUCAUGGUAGAUGUGACCAUAGACAUGACUCAAAUGAGAGUCUAUUCGAGUUUGUUCAAGAUCUUUUGUGUUCGCUUGAAUUUCAUGAUACUAAAUUUUUUCCACUACUCUAAUCUAGCAAACACCCCCAGUUCUCAUUUUCAAGAGCUUCUAAUGUUCUAAAGAUAAAUUAGGUGUUUGGAACAGAUCACACUAUAUCAAAAUUCAUUUUAUAAACCAAUCUUAGAAUUUUCGGAAAGGAAAAAAAUCUAGUUACUUUUUGAUGAAUUUAUUUCUUAAUUUGAUUAACUGUCGGAAAGGAACAGAAUUUCAAAAUAAUUUUUCUUGACUCAAGUGAUUAUAAUCAUGUUUGUACGGUUGUAAAAGAGUAUGAGAAUUGUCCGAAUAUUAAAAAAAUGAAAUCUAAUCAAUAAGUCAUAAGUUGAAGUGCGAGAAAUCCUGAAGAUGACUAUAUUUUUAAUGUGAUUUGCUUAGUUUUUUCGGAAAAGCAGUUCUAAUUUCCCAGUAGAAGUCCACCAAAACCUUGGAGGAAUAAUUGGCAUCUGGUGACAGUCAUUGGUUCACAUCCAAAGAUAUUUAAUCUCGCAGGUAAACCCCAAGUUUUUCCAGAAUGACAUAAAGUUCAGACGGGCUGCAACGGGACAAUACUGAAAAGAUAAAAAUGUAUAAAGUAACUUUUUUUUACUCGAAGAGUUUUUACUUAUAGAAGAGAGCAUACAGAAAGUAUAGAUUAAUAAUUUAUUAUGAGGUAUGAUGAGUGAUAGAAUUAUUGACUUUUAGCAUCAGUAAUCCUUAUCUGUAUUUUCUAUCACCAAGUAAGAUAAUAUGAAGAUGGUGAUCUGGAGUGGGCUCUGUGGAUUCUGAGGUUCACCAUUCACCCUUCUAGGAUCCCAUUUGCUCUCUCUCCCUCUCUCUAUCUAUCUAUCUGUCUAUCUCUCUCUCUCUCUCAGCUUGUUGAUACAAAAUAUGGUCAUUGAUGAAUUUAUAUUAAGCACACAAAACUAAUGUCGCAGUCAAUGAAGUUCUCUCGGACUUCUACAAGGCAAUUGAAAUAUUAUAAAUUUGUGAUGUAGGUCUAUGAAUCCCUUGAUCACCGAUUAGUUGUUGCUGAGGCAGCUCAACGAUUGAGACUCCCUCUUGUUUCAAAAGACGGUGACAUUCAUGAAGAAGAGAUUGAAAAGUUGAUUACAAUGUCAAGAGGCUCUUCUGAUACCACUGGUGCUAAAGUUAACUCGGCCUCCAACUCAACAGGCUAUGCUAAUAUCACAAAUAUCAGCAGUGGUUUGCCUAACACUGUGAUUCAAUCCAAUAUUUCUAAUCUUCCUGAGCCUGGAGUUGGUGGCGUGCCAAAUCAUUUCCUUGGGAUUACGUCAGAUUUCUUAUGGAAGGUUCAACUGCAGAAGGCUCCUAUCUCUUUGGUAUGUCUCUUGUUUAAUGUGGCCAUUGUUUGAAAGACAUUCUGAGGAGCUUAUCUUGGGAUGCUGGAGACAAGAAUCAAGUGGUUUUUUGUGGUUAUAUGCUUUAUACUUGUUGAUCAUUUUUUUUUGUGAUUCAUGACAAUUGAAUAGCUUAUAGAACUCUGCUAUGACCUGCUGACUUUGGUUGUAUUGCUGUAGGAUGAGACACAUUACCAGAGGUCCAUUUCUAGUGAGAUGGAGGGCCGGCUAGAGGCCAAAUGUGAUAAACUGGCUGACAUAUUUGCCACUGUCGAAAUCGGUAUGGUGAACACUUGAAAUAAAAUUAAAUGUUUUCCAUUUUCCUUUUUUGUAUCUGAUGUUAUUUGCCCAUUCUGUAGAUUCUUCUUCUCUUAGCCACAUCCCUAAUGCCCGGCUUCCAGAGAGGUACACUUCAGAUUUUACCAGUGUAUUUCUCUUUUCAUAAUUAUAUUCCUCUUUAGAACCGGUUACACGUAUAUCAGUCUUAUGUAGCAUAUUUCGGUCUGACAGUCAUAUGUUUUUAAUAUUCUGGGAUCAUCCAAUGCUGCUUUCUGUUCUCUAGCGAUUAUUCUUAAUCUCCUUUCAUAGUUUCGGUUCAUGAAGAUAGCCAAAGAAAUUUAAAUUUAUUUUAUUUUAUUUGUAUCAGUCUUUUGAAUCUCAUUUCUUGAAUAACUGUGUUUUUAGGGCCUUUCUAUAUGUCGUCGUUGAAUAAUUUGUGUAUCAUCUGAUUAAAUAAUAUUAAAUGAAGUUAAACUCAGGAAUCAUGUAUGCAUUUAACAUUAGUGAAUCUACGGGCAUAAAUGAUGAUUCUGCUGUCUCUGUUAAAUCCAUCAAUAUCAGAAAUUAAUUACCCUGUGAGGCCUUUUACAUCUGGAUUUACUUCUUUAUAGUAACGAGUAGGAGUUCACUUGGCUGUUGCACUGUUUUGCUUGCUGUUAUUUCUUUCUGUUUCAGAUUGGUUCAGUAAGUUGUUGGUAUCUGUGUAGAAAAUAAACCAGAGCUGAAAAUUAUCUGUUAAUUUGAAAUUUUCAGUUAUUUGAGAACCCUGAACAGCUGUUCUGAUCAACUCCGAUUAGGUUAAUAUUUUCUAAAGGUCCGUAGGAUUAGUGAUUGCCAUCAUAUAAUGUACCAGUUUCACAUGUUUUACGCUCUCUAUGAGUCAGUUCAGCUGCACCUAACGCAAUUUUUGUUACAGUCUCAUUGUCAAGUAUUUCUUUUUGUGUGUUGAUAUGAUUAUCUCUGGAGCAUAAGAAAGGAAUUCAGCUGAGGUGGAAGAUCCUCCUUUUUUAGAAUCUUUCUUUGCCGAAAUGUGGCGUUCUAUGUAGGUAAUUUCUAUUUUUCAAUAGAAAUGUGCCUUUGAAUCUACUAAACUAGCCAGAAAGGUGGAAUGUAGAUUGCCGGGUUUCUCAGAACUACCACGUUUAUUGAACUUUUUCAAUGAGUUUCAAGAGUUCUCUCAGGGAAAACAAAAGUAUUUAUUUGCUGUUGCUGGGAAGAUCAAUAAUAUAUGCAUAGUCUAUACUGAUGCUAAAUAUAGAUCCAUGAUACACUGUAAUGAAGUUUCUAUGGUUGAAUAUCCUUCUCAAACCGUUGGGAAGAAAGAACUUGUAGUAACUCUUUGAUUACUAGGGUGGUAUCAACAAUGCAAGUGAUCUGAUUCAUCAUAAUCACAGUAAACGUAUCUGUUGAGAGACGUUGGUCAUCAUACCUUUUCUCUGGAAACCAAGUAGCCAACUCUCUUACCAAUGGUUUGAUUCGAAGAGUUACUGGAGACCUGUUUCAUUCUGCUUUAAGGAAGCCGUCAUUGAUAGAUUUCUAUGGUAGUUUGAGGGUGGGACUUAGCAAUCGUGAGCUGGUUUUUUCUCCAGAUCUUUCUCACAAGAUCCAGAACUGGUUUCCUCUUUAGCGGUUCAACAAGGCAGUUUUUGAUUUACGUUUUUCUUCGAAUUUGCCUGUUCUUAUUUAUGUAAUUGUAACUUUGAGUAUAUUGCCUUAGCCUUUCCUUUACUCGAGUCUUUCACAUAAUCACCUAUGCCAUCGCUGUAGAAAGGUUCCCCACAGAUGUGAUAAAUUUGAUUGACAUGCUUCGUUUUGACCCUGAAACAUAUCAUUAGCACACUGUGUGGUACUUUUUCGAGUAAUGCUGACGUCAUGCAUCUAGUGUAUGCCAUCAUGGAAAGGUCAUUCCUAUUGUAGCUGAAGUGGUUGAAGAUAAAGUGGUUAAUUGAUUGUUCCUGCUUCCUACACCACGAAAAGAUUUCAAAUAUGGAUACCUCUACCCAAAUUGAAGAGUCAAGGAGAUAGAUACCUCUAGUGCUGGAAUUUCUGACUCACUUUUUUCAAUGUAGAUCAAAAAAUUUAUAUGAGGCAGAAAAGCCAUCAAUAUCCUUGGUAUAGAAGAUAUCCUAGUUACAUGGUUAUACAUGAGUUCACGCUUUGGUUCCGUGUAGGUUUCAGAACUUUGUUCCUUUACCAUUACUUUCACUUUGUUAAUUAUGUUUUCAACACCACCUGUCUUAUGAUAGAUUUUUAUCCGACUUCAUCAGGGUAAAGUUGAUCACCGAGGAGAUUGAAAGGGAAGAGACAUUUUUGUUGCAAGAUCUAUAUUCAAUGGAUAGGAAGUUUGCAGAACAUUACAGUGUAUGUUUCUGAAUAACCGAUUACAAAUUUCCAGCUCUCCCCGUGUUUUUGAUACCCUAGCGAACUCACUUAUUUGUUCAACAAGGUUCUGGAGCAAAUACUGAGUGUGCUUGUAAAGUUCGUCAAGGAUUUAAAGCUGCAACAUCAACAUAAGCUCGUAAGCUUAUGAAUUAAAUGCUUUAUUGGAUUGUAUAAUUUUUAUAUUCUUUGAUACACAAAUAAAGUUUCUUAACUAAGAUGGUGGCCAAAUUUUAUUUCUGAGGAUUUAUUCUAGAUAUAUAUUUUAAGGCUCUUGCCUUUGCCUUAAUUCUUUUAAUUUAUGUGAUUAAUUCUUCUUUCCUCUGGAUGAUGUAGGACGAACUGAGGAAAGACUGGUUAUGCAAACGGUGCCAAACACUAAAUGCCAAAUUGAGGUUUUCCUCAAUCCUUUUUUUUUUGGUUGCCUACGAUUUUUAGCUUCUUCUGUAUUAUUGUUAAGUUCGUCAUGUGAUCCGGAAGCUGUAAAAGGUUCGCAAAGGGCGGAAUCUGCUGUUUUGUCCUUGUUUGCCAUUUCAUUCCCAAUUUUUAGGGCUUUAUACUGUUGCUAACUGCGAAAAUGUUGACCAUUUGAAAAACUGUGCCGGUUUUGUUAAUCUUUUUAUUUUAUUUUAUUUUCUCUGUUCGUUAUUGGCUCCUGAUGAUUGUAGGCUGGCUCUGCUUCUAACAAGAGGUUAUGAACAAAAAAGGAAAAAAUCUCUGCUAAAGAGAUGAGAUGGAUACCAAGAAUAAGAGAUAAGGCUGACGACCAUUCAACAUAGCUUGUUAAAGAACAUAUAAGAGCUUGAUAAACACAUGCUAUGAUAUUGGAUAGAGUCCGGAUGGGGGAAAUGGAACAGUCAUUUAUGUUGAAUAAGUAUGCCUACGUACAUAUGGAUGCACCUUAUGUGCAUAAGCAAGACGGCUCUAGUAAGUUGGGAUAUGUUGGAUGAUGAGUGGCUCCUCUAGGAUGCCGAACUUUACCAUUCUUAUGUCUUUUUUCUAGUUUCUUACAAGUAUAAGAAUUAUGUUCAAUAAUUCCCGCAAAAAUUUAUUCAUCAAGAAAUAUAUCUUUACCACAAUCUCGCCUUCUCCAUUUAUCUGCUCUGGAACUUCAUCUCCAGAGCUGUUCGGCUGCACCAAUCUUCCUAGAGAAUGCCUGCCGUCCUUGUUCACCCCCCAGUCAGUCCCUACUGUUCACUAUUAGCAAAAGUUUUAGCCUCCAGUUGCCAAAAAUGGCAUGCUGCAAUCCUGAAACCGCUACUAUCUCCCGGAUAAUGUAAUGUUGGACUAUGCUAGUUGUAAAUAUUUUGUUGCUGUUCUUAAAGUUUCAUGGAAAAUUAUGCAAUGACUGCCUCUUGAGGAGGGAAUUUGACCAAUGUUUCAUGUCCUCAAUGCCAUUCAUUUGGCUGGAUUUCAUGGCAGGUGUUUGGAAUACCUUCUCUUGUGCAGCACCUACAAUAAAGAUUCUGUGCCGGCUCUUCACCGAGUACGGUAGGAAGGCAUCCGCCACCCUCGGUCCAUAAGCUGCUGCGUCUCGAAUCCCCCAGAGUAACAAGCUUUGCUAUUUCAGGGAACAUCUUGUGGAGGCCAAAGCAGAAGCAUCCGUGGCUUACAACAAAGCUGUAUGUCUCUUCUCUAAAAAUUUCAGAUUUUAAUUUAUUUAACUAUGCUUUUCUAUAUAAACGAAUUGGGUGAAUUUAUAUCUUCACGCAGAAAAAUAUAUGUUCCUAUGAAUGGAAUUGAUGGCCCAUCAGUGGAAAUGAAGAGGGUUGGCCUUAGAAACUAUUUAUCUCCUGCAGGUGACACGCCUUCGCGAGUAUCAGGGCGUUGACCCUCAUUUUGAUGCGAUCGCCAUGGAGUACCAUGACAUUGUGAAGGUUGCUCGUCGUGAUGGUUUUUUUUUUUUUUUUUUUUUCUAAUUAGGGUAUCUGUUCUAUGAGAGCUCUGAUAUUGUUUUGCAGAAACUGGAAGGCAUGCAGUGGACCAUCCACCAGGUUGAGAUGGAUUUCCGACGCUCAUCGGAUCAUCAGAGCUCCUCCUAUGCUUUGUGA